AUGCCAGUUGUCGAGAAUUGGAAAAGAGCGCUAACGGAGACGCAAUUAUACUACAACACUGACAACGAUUCAAAACUACAAAUGGAAAACCUAGCAACACUAUACCUAGUGGACAAUAGGGGCAACACAAAGGGACGAGGGAUGAUUUGUCCUUUGGAGCAUAUAGACACUUACGAAAAGCUUGCCUCAACGCUGACCCUACUUUUCCCAGAGGACGCGGCUAGGGCGGGAGAUUUGAAGUUUCAGGUUAUGACAAAUGACCGUCUGUUGUUGAACCAGGGAAUUUAA
Molecule: messenger RNA, 288 nt
Organism: Morchella importuna
Lineage: Eukaryota; Fungi; Ascomycota; Pezizomycetes; Pezizales; Morchellaceae
Exons: 5
Coding region: 1-288 (95 amino acids)
Source: RefSeq, a predicted model, not a curated record